UCAAGAAUAUUAGCUUUUCCAUGUAUGUAUAAAGUACGCAAGCUUAAACGAGAAAUCCUAUCUCACCCAAAACCUAUGAUCAUGCCCUAACGUUGCCACUCGAAGGGAGAGAGAAGCAAGAGAGAGACACGAUGGCGAGUUCAUCGUCGGACGAUUUCUCGGUGUUGGUAUUGGCGUCCGAUCUGGGCAUAGACGCUCGUCCCUUCUUGUCCCCAUCAGAGCGAGAAACAGAGGCCCCUGAAGAGAACUGGCAUGACUGUCCUUCGGAUUUUAUCUCCGACGAAGACUUCUCCGAUCUCGACGUUUUGCAAUUCUUUCGCCUCGAACGUGGCUCCGACAAAUCCGGCAAUCGCAUCUUCCGCAUCGUCGGAAAAUACUUCCCUGCUGUGGUUAUAAGUGGGGAACGGUUGAAGAAGUAUAUCUUUCACAAAAUAUUCACUGAGAUGCCAGAAGGGCCGUUCUGCAUUAUUUACAUGCAUAGUACUGUGCAGAAGGAGGAUAACUCUCCUGGUGUGACCAUCAUGAGGUGGAUCUAUGAAGAGCUUCCCCCUGCUCAUAAGGAGAGGCUUCAGAUCGUGUACUUCAUUCAUCCUGGGCUCCGCUCAAGACUUGUCUUUGCCACUCUUGGCCGAUUCUUUUUAAGCGGAGGCUUAUAUUGGAAAAUCAAGUACGUUAGCCGCCUGCAAUACCUGUGGGAAGAUAUAAAGAAAGGAGAGGUUGAUAUCCCCGAAUUUGUGCAAAAUCAUGAUGAUGUUCUAGAGCAUAGACCAUUGACAGAUUAUGGGAUUGAACCAGAUCCUCUCCACCUUACUGAGAUUCCUUCCUCAGCCUACUCAUAUGGGAGGUAUGAAGAGAGAUGGACAAGUAGACAGUUUCUGUCUUAAUGUUGCUGUUACAAUAGACAUGGGCCUUGUACAGAGAAUUGGUGAUAUUGUGUACUAUAUUUGAAAACUUAAAUCCUUCUUGCUUUGAACCUAAAACUCGAGUGUAGGUUACAAUGUAUUCAUUGUAGUGAAUGCCCAUGAUUAAUAACCUUUUUAUCUCCUGGGAAGUGUGUUCUGUACUUUUUUCAUUGUCAUUUAUAUUCUAUGUCUAUAAUUUGUAGAGCUAAAACAUUGACUUGAAUUGUUGAUUGCUUAAAUAAGGUUUCAAGUUAA
Cornus florida is the source of this 1157-nucleotide messenger RNA. RefSeq lists its product as uncharacterized. The record is from RefSeq and is a predicted model, not a curated record. Bases 132 to 884 code for a protein of 250 amino acids. The transcript has 3 exons. Lineage: Eukaryota; Viridiplantae; Streptophyta; Magnoliopsida; Cornales; Cornaceae.